Phialemonium atrogriseum is the source of this 1191-nucleotide messenger RNA. Its product is annotated as CHD5-like protein-domain-containing protein. Bases 304 to 954 code for a protein of 216 amino acids. Gene Ontology annotation, biological process: tail-anchored membrane protein insertion into ER membrane. Gene Ontology annotation, cellular component: GET complex. The record is from RefSeq and is a predicted model, not a curated record. The transcript has 3 exons. Gene Ontology annotation, molecular function: protein-membrane adaptor activity. Lineage: Eukaryota; Fungi; Ascomycota; Sordariomycetes; Cephalothecales; Cephalothecaceae.
CUUGAGACAGCAAUAGCAUGGCCUAUUGAGAAAGUCGUGAGCUAAUGAAACUCUUCACUAUCGACAGCUCCGGUGGAACCUUUCUCUAAAAGAGCGUGGUUAAUGAUCCAAAGUAAGGCCCCAAGGGUGUCGAGAUAAGCUUCAGCGAAUCAAACCCUAACCCUACAGGUUGGUGGGGUGCACCUAUCUAUGGAAGACCAGGCUGGCAGCCGUUCGAUUAUGAGCAUCCACAUCAUCCACAUCACGACCGUCAGCUCCCGUCAGCUUCCGUCCCCUCUAUGACCUCUCUUCACGACCCCAAUCAUGCCUUCACUACAGGUCAUCAUAUUCUUAGUCGAGCUCACCGUGCAACUCGUCAACUCCAUCGGGGCAACAACGAUCAACAGCUUGCUAUGGCGUCUAUGUAACGCGCUCCCCACUUCCCCCUCCCAGAACUUCGCCGAGCAUCACAAGCUGCAGAAGGAGUACCUCAGCUGCCGGCGAGAAUUGAACGCGACGAGUAGCCAGGACGAGUUCGCCAAAUGGGCCAAGUUGCGGCGAACUCAUGACAAGCUCCUAGAGCAGCUCGAGAAGAAGAAAACCUCGCUCGACGCCUCCAAAGCCAAGUUCGACCGAUACACCGCGACCGUCCGAUGGAUGCUCACGAGGGGUCUACAGUGGUUCCUAACAUUUUGGUACGGGAGAGAGCCGAUGUUCUGGCUACCUUACGGAUGGUUCCCAUACUACGUUGAAUGGUUCCUCUCCUUCCCCAGAGCCCCGAUGGGCAGCGUGAGCAUCGUCGCCUGGCAAUGGGCCUGCGCGGGCAUUCUUGCGUUGGCCGCUGAGACCCUUACGGCGAUACUGGGCCUCGUCCUAGGAUCACGACAAACGCAAGGGGUCCCCAUGGCCGGGAGCACGGAGAAGGACCAGAGAGGGGAGGCAAAGACAAGGGCAACACCGGUGCGGGCAUCAUGACCAGAAGAUGUGUAUUAAUAUAAUUUCUGGGGCAUCACGGUGAAUUUGAAUGAUAUGUCUCUCAUCUUAAUUGACGCAAAGCUCCUCAUUGCCGGAGCUUGGAUUCUGCAACACGAUCUGAGAUGACUCUUGGCAGAGUACUUGGGCUCGUUCUAGGCUUCAUAUUGACUCUGGCGACCAUUGGGCCCUUGAAAGGGGGUCGCCAAAGCUUCGAAUGUGCCAAAUGUUAUAGAUGGA